Molecule: messenger RNA, 849 nt
Organism: Aureobasidium pullulans EXF-150
Lineage: Eukaryota; Fungi; Ascomycota; Dothideomycetes; Dothideales; Saccotheciaceae
Exons: 3
Coding region: 1-849 (282 amino acids)
Molecular function (GO): protein binding
Source: RefSeq, a predicted model, not a curated record
AUGGCGCCCACUCUCAACGUAGAGGGUCAUCGAUGGAACAUUACGCACACAAGCUAUAUCAUCAGCACUUCGACCGACAUGAUUGAGCUGCGAGCCACGAACGUGGAUUCCCACUCCGAGUUUGGAGUCAAUGGACCGAAUACUGCGCCGUUCAAAGCCUUGGUGCACAAAGAUCUCCUUUGCUUCUACUCACCCUACUACCGAGCUGCUCUUAAGGGAGAGUUUGCUGAGGCCAAGCAAGAUUUCCUAACUCUAGAUCUUCCAGCUACUCAGGCUAGAAGAUUCGUUAGCUGGCUUUACAUUGGCUUCUUCCUCCCCAAAGAGUUCACUGCGCUAUAUGCCUUGUACGUUUUUGGCGACCAAACCGAGAACAUGGCGCUCUGUCGUUUUGUCAUGAGCAGACUCGUCCAAAUUCCGAGGGGCAAGAAUGCCAACGAUCAUCGUCUUUCUCUUACAACCAUUGAAGCAAGCAUGAAGACUCUCAAUAUGCUUCCCACCACAUCGCCACUCUUCCGCUACAUCGUGGACAACUUGGUCAACCACUGGGACGCCAACCAACCUUUCGACAAGAAGAUGUGCGGAAGUUAUGACAUACCGAAAGAAGCGCUCUUCCAGAUCAUGUCAGGACUUGCGUCAAAGCCAGUUCCUCUGGUCAAUGUCUCAUCGGGGCCUCUCUUCGUCGCCCUAUCAAAGUGUCCAUGCUGUCGGCACCAAUGCAAUUACCACGACCAUGAGAGUAUGGAAGAAUGGGAAGCUACAUGCGGUUCAAUCCCCAACGUCACUCGGCCAGACCCAACCUUCGUACAAAACACCAAGCACCAGACUGCCGAAGAACAGGCGCACCCCUAG